Molecule: messenger RNA, 1098 nt
Organism: Pundamilia nyererei
Lineage: Eukaryota; Metazoa; Chordata; Actinopteri; Cichliformes; Cichlidae
Gene: zfand5a
Product: zinc finger, AN1-type domain 5a
Exons: 6
Coding region: 249-875 (208 amino acids)
Molecular function (GO): zinc ion binding; DNA binding
Source: RefSeq, a predicted model, not a curated record
GGAAACAAACAUCCAUACAGAAGGAACGGGAGAGGAAGAGAGAGAGGAAGGAAGGUAGGAGGCCGAGGAAGGGAGACUUAAAACCCCUCUAAACCUGUCUGGCACCGAGGACGACGGCACAUAACCGAAGCAAGAAAGAGAAAAGGACCUCACCGGAACCUGAAAUCAAUCGACAUUUUCCAGCUGCCCACACUAACGGCCACUUUUCCCCGUCGUCUCGCGAGAAACUUCAUCGAUUUUUAGCAGCAAUGGCUCAAGAGACGAACCAGAGUCCAGUGCCCAUGCUUUGUGCCACAGGUUGCGGUUUCUAUGGCAACCCAAGAACCAAUGGUAUGUGCUCCGUAUGCUACAAGGAACACCUGACACGGCAGCAGAGCAGCGACCGCAUGAGCCCCCUCGGCCCAAUGGGCUCAACUGCUAGUCCUACCUCAGAGGCGUCUGCCAUCCAGAGACUAGAAGCCAGUCUAGCAAAGGUUGAUGCCUCCCCUGCCCCUUCACCAGACAUGUCUAGAACCAUUCAAGGAUCUCUUCCUGUGACUCAGCAAAUGACCGAUAUGAGCAUCUCCAGAGAGGACAAACCUGAACCCCUAGAGCCUGUUGUAAGCCAGCCUGCUGCUUCUAGCCCUACUCCUGUAGCCUCUUCUAGCAGUGAGGAAAGUAAGAGUGACACCCCCAAACCUAAGAAGAACAGGUGCUUCAUGUGCCGCAAGAGAGUGGGCCUCACAGGUUUCGACUGUCGCUGUGGCAACCUGUUCUGCAGCAUCCACCGGUACUCUGACAAGCACAACUGUCCCUAUGAUUACAAGGCCGAGGCUGCCGCCAAGAUCCGCAAAGAGAACCCCGUGGUGGUGGCUGACAAGAUCCAGAGAAUAUAAUAGAUGAGACAGAGCAGCAGUGGCAGCAACAAUGAAACACCAUUGACAAAAGACUGGAGUAUGAGUGCGAACCUUUGAAAUGAGCAUAAAUGAGAAUGGAACAGACUUGAUUUACAAAAUUACAACCUCAAGAAGAUCAUGGAGAGGAAAAAAAGAAAAACGUAAAAGAUCCUGUCUGAGGAAGAUGCAUGAAUGAUCACUUUUCUCCCUCUUUUUUUUUUUU